Messenger RNA from Drosophila innubila, 2323 nucleotides. RefSeq names its product calpain-C (gene CalpC). Gene Ontology annotation, biological process: proteolysis. The transcript is spliced from 2 exons. The coding region runs from base 172 to 2172 and encodes 666 amino acids. Gene Ontology annotation, molecular function: calcium-dependent cysteine-type endopeptidase activity; calcium ion binding. NCBI's taxonomy places the organism in Eukaryota, Metazoa, Arthropoda, Insecta, Diptera, Drosophilidae. Gene Ontology annotation, cellular component: cytoplasm. The record is from RefSeq and is a predicted model, not a curated record.
CUGACAACAGUGAUUAGGUGCCAGCAGCAGCAACAAAUUGAACUUUCACUUGAAAAACUUAAAGCUGCACAGCUCAAUAAAUUGUUAAAAUUUGUUGGUAAAUCGAAUCGUAUUGAAUCGAAGUGAUGUAAACCACUUAUAUAUGGACAAUAUAUAAAAUAAAUGUAAAAGAUGGCAUCCAAAUAUGAGCGAAUUAUCAGUGAUUGCAGAUCGAGAAAUAUACUGUGGGAAGAUGUUGAUUUUCCAGCAAUACAAUCAUCCGUAUUCUACUAUCAAACGCCUCCAUUCACAUUUCAAUGGAAGCGCAUUGCCGAAUUAAAUAAUGCACAGGCCUCGUUCCUCAAUGAGAAUGCUGAAUUUGAUGUUAUACCUGGUAAAAUGGGCGAUCGAUGGCUAGUAUCGUGCUUGGGCGUAUUAUAUUCAUUGCGAAACUUAUUCUAUCGCGUUGUGCCCGCCGAUCAGGGACUGCAGAAAUCAUUGGGCAUCUAUCGCUUUCGCCUGUGGUGGUGCGGGGAAUGGGUGGAAGUGCUCGUCGAUGAUCGUCUGCCCACAAUCAAUGGACGUCUGGCAUUCAUGCAACCACAAUCUUCCAAUUGUUUCUGGGCAUCGCUGCUGGAAAAGGCAAUUGCCAAAUUACAUGGCUCCUAUGAGGCCCUUAAGUAUGGCACACGAUCCGACGGAUUAACCGAUCUUCUCGGUGGCGUUGUCAAGUGUAUGCCGAUUGUUGCCGACAGCAUAAGACCACAAACCCUUAAGGAUCAUCUGGUCACAACGUGCAUUGUCACCUGCAUCUCCGUAAAAAAUGCGACAGUUCAGAAAAAAAAUACAACCGAGAGGCUAUCAAAUGGGAUUCUUCUAAAUGUGAACUACAGGCUCUCUUGCUUGGAUAAAGUGGAAACUGUUAUGGGUGAUUCCGUGCAAUUGAUUCGCAUCAAGGAUACAUUUUCAUCGAAACCUUUUGGAGAAAAGACCAAUUUCGUUGGCGACUGGUCACCAAUGUCAAAGACCUGGGAGCGUGUCUCAGCCACGGAACGUGGUCGUCUUCUGGGUCAACUGGAGCUAGGAGAGUUUUGGAUCUCGUUUUAUGAUUUUGUGCAAACAUUUAGUACAUUGGAGAUUGUGUAUUUGGAUUCGGAUACGGCAAGUGGAGAGGAAAUGCUCAAGGGUCGGCCGCUUCACUGGAAGAUGAAAAUGUAUCAAGGACAAUGGAAAAGGGGAGUAACUGCCGGCGGUUGUCGUAACCAUGAAUCCUUUCAUAUAAAUCCACAACUAAUGAUAUCGAUACAGGAGAAACAAGAUAUUGUUAUAGCACUGAAUCAACAUACUGCUGUCGAGCCCAAAGUAAUUGGCUUCACGAUGUAUAUGUGGAAUCGGGACUACAGUUUGAACGAAUGUCUACAAAAGGAUUUCUUCAAGAAUCACGUGAGCUUCCUUAACUCGGACUAUGGUAACACCCGGCAUGUCAGCUAUCAUACCCAACUGGAUGUCGGGCAUUAUGUGUUGAUGCCAACAACAUAUGAGCCAGCUGAAGAAGCCCAGUUUACGGUCAGAAUAUUGGGAACAUCGACGUUCAGGCUGUCGUGCUUAGAGACCCAAACAAUGAUUCUACUCGAUCCAUUUCCAUCACUGAAAAGCGACGAUAAUGUCCAAAAGAUCAAGAGUGUUUGCCAAUAUGAGCCGGUUUAUAUGCAAUUGGCCGAUGAAAAUAAAACAAUAAAUUGCUUUGAGCUGCACGAAUUGUUGGAGGCAUGUCUGCCAAAUGAUUAUAUUAAGGGAUGUGCUAAUAUUGAUAUCUGUCGUCAGGUGAUCGCCCUGCAAGACAAAACCGGCAACGGCCGCAUUACAUUCCAACAGUUCAAAACGUUUAUGGUGAAUCUGAAAUCAUGGCAAGGUGUUUUCAAAAUUUAUACAAAAGAGAAAGCUGGCAUUCUACGUGCGGAGCGUUUACGCGACGCAUUAUACGACAUCGGUUUCCAGCUCAGUACGGACAUCAUGAACUGCCUUAUCCAGCGAUAUAUACGUAAAGAUGGCACUUUACGACUCAGCGACUUUGUAUCCGCUGUAAUGCACCUGACCACGGCAUUCAAUCAGUUCCAUCUGAAGAACUAUAAUCAGGUCAAUGUCAUAGAAGUGCAUCUGCACGAUUGGAUCAAAAGUAUAUUAAGUUGCUAAAAUUAAACCAUUUGAAUCUUGACUUAUUGCAAUAUGACAGACAAAAUUAUGAAUUUUAACCAUGUGCAAUUUGGCCACGUCCGUCGGCUCGUCAAUCCGUUAAUCUCUGCGACUUUAAAGUUCUCGCCAGUUUAUUUUCCACAAAAACAAA